AGGGAGGAGUGCAGAAGGGCUGCAGCAUCCCCUGAUGUCCCUGCCCCGUGCAGCUCCACACGCACCUACGAGGUGGUGCUGGGUGAGUACGACUUGGGUGCCAGGGAGGGCCUGGAGCAGCGCAUCCCCGUGGCCCCCACCGACAUCUUUGUCCACCCCAAAUGGCGGAGCUCCUGCGUGGCCUGUGGGGGAUGGGGGGUGCAGAGGGGUGGCGACUCGGGGGGUCCCCUGAACUGCCAGGCAGCCGACGGGCACUGGGAGGUGCACGGCAUUGCCAGCUUCGUCUCAGGGCUGGGCUGCAACGCGCCCAAGAAGCCAACAGUUUUCACCCGUGUCUCCGCCUUCGAGGACUGGAUCGCUGAGAUCAUGAGCCAGAACUGA
Molecule: messenger RNA, 381 nt
Organism: Egretta garzetta (little egret)
Lineage: Eukaryota; Metazoa; Chordata; Aves; Pelecaniformes; Ardeidae
Gene: CELA3B
Product: chymotrypsin like elastase 3B
Exons: 4
Biological process (GO): proteolysis
Molecular function (GO): serine-type endopeptidase activity
Source: RefSeq, a predicted model, not a curated record